This is a messenger RNA of Momordica charantia (bitter melon), 904 nucleotides long. RefSeq names its product cyclin-dependent protein kinase inhibitor (gene SIM). The record is from RefSeq and is a predicted model, not a curated record. NCBI's taxonomy places the organism in Eukaryota, Viridiplantae, Streptophyta, Magnoliopsida, Cucurbitales, Cucurbitaceae. Gene Ontology annotation, biological process: regulation of DNA endoreduplication.
CUUAGUUUCUCUCUAGUUUUUAUUUCCUUUUUAUUUUUAUUUUUGCUCUGUUUCUCUCUCUACUGUGUUCUUCAAAGGCACGUCUUCCAAGUGAUUUCCUAAAUAAAUAGUGCUCCACGAGAGAAACGCUUUAUAGUGUUGGUUCAUCCACUUUCCCCUUCUUCUGAUCCUUUGAUUUUGCCUUUUUUUUUUCCUCUCUCUCUCUCAAAGAAUCUUUCAAUCCUUUCCGCCAUGUCCAUGGACCUGGAAUUCCCCAAAAAUCUCCCCAAAAUCCGCCUCCCUUUGCAGGUCCGAUCCCCCAAACCCUCCAAUUCCGACAACAUACCCUCCGAUCGCGACGGCGGCGGCGGCGGCGGCUGCGGCGGCGGAGAAGUUGACCGCGGCUGCCGGACGCCGACCUCGGCCGAGCACAAGAUUCCGAAGAUCGUCAGCUGUCCUGGAGCGCCGAAGAAGCCGAAGAGGCCGCCGGUGCCCUGCAAGAGGAAGUUGACCAUGGAGCUCAAGUUCUUCGAGAUCGUUAACCAAGAAGAGGUCGACAACUUCUUCCGAUCCGCUUACGAUCUCGAAGCUUCCACGGCGGCGCCGACAAAGAGGAGCUGCUGCCGGUCAGCCUGAACAACACACACCAGACGGAUGAGCCGGUUUGAGCCCUAAAUUACACCGAUUAUAGAAGAGAAAAUCAAUUUUUCUUUAAUUCUUUCUUUUUUCCCUCUCCAUAGCGAUCAGCUCUUGAUGUGUAUUAUUAAUUACACGUACAUACACAUGGAAUGCAAAUCCCCUUUGCAUCGAUCAGAGAUAAUCGUAUUCAGAUUAUCAACCAACAAACACAAUUUCCUGCACAUAUUUCUCCCCAAUUCUCACCGCCGAUUUCCUCAAAUUUGAAAUUGACUCUCUUCUCUGAUAA